This is a messenger RNA of Entrophospora sp. SA101, 978 nucleotides long. The record is from the annotation of a GenBank genome assembly. Lineage: Eukaryota; Fungi; Glomeromycota; Glomeromycetes; Entrophosporales; Entrophosporaceae.
AUGCGUAGAUCUUUACAAUUAAAUGAAAAAGAAACUCUACCUUUGAAUCAUACUUCCAAGAUCAUACCACGAGAGCCUAGAAUACUUGGCCUCACGCGGAAACAAUUAUCACUACUUAUACUUGUUAUUCAAAAUGCUUCAUUGGUAUUGAUGAUGCGAUGUUCACGAAUUCGUCAAAACCCUGGGGAAAACAUGUAUAUAGUGUCGACUGCUGUAUAUCUUGCUGAGGUUGUAAAAAUUAUAGCAUGCCUUGCAGUAAUUUUAUAUCAAAAGAAAUCUUUUAUUUCUCCAAAAGUUGUUGCUGGUGCUCACACCAGCUUAACCGAAAUUGAUCAACCAUCAAUGAAUAAUACUGAUAUUGAAAAAGAUUCAACGCCUCCUUCACCUGCUCAAAUACUUUUGGCUGCUCAAAAUCCAAUAAUCGGUUUAAUUGCUGUUAUUACUUCAUGUGUAUCAUCAGGAUUUGCCGGUUGCUACUUUGAAAAAAUUUUAAAAACUUCUGAAACUAGUAUGUGGAUUAGAAAUAUCCAGCUUGCAAUCACUGCAUCAGCCAAAAAAAUAAUGUCACUUCGUGAUCCUACAAAAAAAAUGUCCAAAUCAGAUUUAUUAGAUCAAUCACGGAUCAAUUUAAAUGAUUCAGCUACAACAAUUUCCUCAAAGAUUAGAAAAUCUGUUACAGAUACCACACAAGGAAUAACAUUCGAACCAACAACUAGACCUGGCAUAUCCAAUCUUGUAAGUAUUUUUGCUGCAAUAAAAGGAUCAAGUGUAGAACAAAUUGUUGAAGAAUUUAGAACAAGUGACACCAAAACAUUUAAAGAUGCUUUAGCCGACACAUUGAUCGAAAGAUUAGUUCCAAUUCAAAAAGAGAUUGAACAUUUAAAACUUGAUGAAAGUUACAUCCAACAGGUAUUGAAAGAUGGAGCUGACAGAGCUUUCGAAAUUGCAGAAAAAAAUAAAAAAGAAAUCUAUAGACAU